Messenger RNA from Penicillium maclennaniae, 501 nucleotides. RefSeq lists its product as uncharacterized. The transcript has 2 exons. Bases 1 to 501 code for a protein of 166 amino acids. The record is from RefSeq and is a predicted model, not a curated record. Lineage: Eukaryota; Fungi; Ascomycota; Eurotiomycetes; Eurotiales; Aspergillaceae.
AUGCGUCUCACUCCUUUCCCCUUUCUUCUAUUCUCAACCCUGGCUCUAGGAAACACCCUCAAUGUGACCGUCCUAGGCGCGCAAAACAACAUCUCAACAUUGGAAUGCUGGGCCCUCUCCUCGGGAUUCAAGACCUCUUCAGAAGCCGGAACUGCCGGUUCGAAAUCCCUCGAUCUUGGCGAGCUAGGAGGUGAUUCUACCUAUACCAUUCUACCCGCCGGUUUUAACGGUGGACGACACAAUGCGCCAGCACUGCAAUGGGUGAUCUUCCUUUCUGGGUUGGCGCACAUCACGCUGCCCAACUCGACUGCCGAGGCGUGGGUCGCGGGCGGGAAGAAUGGGGCUAUUUUGGCGCUGGAUACGGCUGAUGUCAGUGCUUUGGGUCAUUGCACCACGUAUCCAUCGAAGGAACAGACUAUCGCGUUGGAGAUUCCGUUAGGCCGCGGGGAUCUUCCUGGACAUACCGUGUUGCAUGGGGGCCCUUGUAAGGGAGAAGAGUGA